GUCUGUCACAGCUGAGAGUAGGUAGCCUGGUCUCUUGGAUCCCGACCCGGAUGGCGGCCACUGUGACCAUAGAGCCCGCGGGCCUCUGCUGCUGGGACGAGCCGGUGCGCAUCGUGGUGCGCGGCCUGGCCUCGGAGCAGCCGGUCACGCUGCGCGCGUGCCUGCGCGACGAGAAGGGCGCGCUCUUCCGGGCCCACGCGCGCUACUGCGCGGACCGCGGAGGUGAGCUCGACCUGACGCGCACGCCCGCGCUGAGCGGCAGCUUCGCGGGGCUCGAGCCCAUGGGGCUCUUCUGGGCCCUGGAGCCGGAGGAGCCUCUGCUGCGGCUGGUGAAGCGGGACGUGCGGACGCCGUUCGCGGUGGAGUUGGAGGUGCUGGAGGGCCACGAGCCGGAGCCCGGGCGGGUCCUGGGCCGCGCGGUGCACGAGCGCGCCUUCCUGCGGCCCGGGGUGCGGAGAGAGCAGGUGCGCGCGGACCGGGUGCGCGCCACGCUCUUCCUGCCGCCAGAACCUGGACCCUUUCCUGGGAUUGUGGACAUUUCUGGGGCUGGAGGUGGCCUUCCUGAGUACCGAGCUAGUCUGCUGGCUGGAAAGGGUUUUGCUGUGAUGGCUCUGGCUUAUUACAAGUAUGACGACCUCCCCAAGAACAUUGAGACGCUCCACCUGGAGUACUUUGAAGAGGCUGUGAACUACCUGCUCACUCACCCUGAGGUUAAAGGUCAAGGAGUUGGGCUUCUUGGAAUUUCUAAAGGAGGCGACCUUUGUCUCUCCAUGGCCUCAUUCCUGAAGGGCAUCACAGCUGCCGUCAUAAUCAAUGGCUCUGUGGCCAAUGUUGGAGGAGUGUUGCACUACAAAGAUGAGACCCUGCCCCCUUUAGGCACCAACCUAAAAAGACUCAAGAAGACCAAAGACGGCCUUGUAGACAUUGUGGAUGCCCUCAACAGCCCGCUGGAGGGACCUGACCAGAAGAGCUUCAUUCCUGUGGAAAGGGCAGAGUGUACCUUCCUGUUCCUUGUUGGUCUGGAUGACCACAACUGGAAGAGUGAGUUCUAUGCUAAUGAGGCUUCAAAACGCUUACAAGCCCAUGGCAAGGAAAAGCCCCAGAUCAUUUGUUACCCAGAGACUGGGCACUAUAUUGAGCCUCCUUACUUCCCCAUGUGCCGGGCCUCCAUGCACACAUUGGUAGGCAGUCCUGUCAUCUGGGGAGGGGAGCCCAGGGCUCAUGCCAUGGCCCAGGUAGAUGCGUGGAAUCAACUGCAGACUUUCUUCCACAAACAUUUAGGUGGUAAAGAGUAA
This is a messenger RNA of Elephantulus edwardii (Cape elephant shrew), 1295 nucleotides long. RefSeq names its product acyl-CoA thioesterase 1 (gene ACOT1). The record is from RefSeq and is a predicted model, not a curated record. NCBI's taxonomy places the organism in Eukaryota, Metazoa, Chordata, Mammalia, Macroscelidea, Macroscelididae. The coding region runs from base 51 to 1295 and encodes 414 amino acids. Gene Ontology annotation, molecular function: fatty acyl-CoA hydrolase activity. The transcript has 3 exons. Gene Ontology annotation, biological process: acyl-CoA metabolic process; fatty acid metabolic process.